AUGAAGCGUGGGUCGAGUGUGUUGCAGCCUCCCUCUGAUGCAGCCAAACGCCACACACACCCUGCCAACACACACACGACCAGCAGCAGCAGCAGCAGCAGCGUUAGCGUUAGCGUUGAGGAGGCUCGCCGCACGCUGAGCGCGCCGCCGCACACGCAGGACGCACACGCCGCGGGUUCGAGUCCCUUCCCAGCAGCCACCUCGCUCUUCAGCCCUGAUGUCAGCACCAAGAUGGCGUCAGACCUCCUCAUCAGGCUGUCAGAGGCCACCCAGAAGGCCCAGAUGCAUCCUGGGAGGCAGGCGGAGGCGGAGCCUCAGCGGCGUGAGGCGCUGCCGGAGGGGCGCGGCGGGCAGCAGGACGAGCCGGGCCUCGCUCUCUCGCCGGACGGACCGGGGGCGAGUCCCGAACCGCCGUCACUCUCACACACACCUGACGGGAACAACAACGCCACGGACACACUCGCCUCAGACCUGCUGAGGAAACUGGCAGAGCGACAGGAAGUGAGCGGCCACGUAGUCAGAGUCAAAGAAGAAGAAGAGCCGAUGGAGGUCGACACGCUGGUUUCCUCUGACCUCGUUCAGGACCGACCAAUCACAGAGGAGAUGACCCCGCCGAGCCUCUUCAGCAUCAAAACAGAAGAACCGGCGGCGGAGCAGCUGCACGCCGGAGCCAAGAUGGCCGACCAGCGUCUCCAUGGCCUUAAAGUAGAAGAGACCUUCUACACCGGAGGCUGCCGGCCGCCGGGCGCCAAGAUGGCCGACGCUGCGAACAAGUUCCAGUUCAGGGUGAAGAUGGAGGACCAUGGAGCCAAGAUGGCGGGCCAGCUUCUGUCUGGAGCCAAGAUGGAGGACCAGCUUCUCUUUAAAGCAAAAAUUGCAGAGCGGCCUUUCUCCGCCGCCAAGAUGAGCAACAAGUUCCUGUCAGCUGGAGCCAAGAUGGAGGACCAGUUUCCUUCAGGAACCAAGAUGGAGAACCAGCUUCUCUUCGGAGCCAAAAUGGAGAACCGCCUCCUGCCCGGGGCCAAGGCGGCGGAGCACGGCGUUUUCUCAGGAGUGAAGGCGGAGGAGCAGCUCUUCUUUGGAGCCAAGAUGGAGGACCAGUUCACCUCCGGAGCCAAGAUGGCCGACCAGUGCCUCAGAGCCGUGCUGUGGCAGGACAUGUCCGUCAACCUGGCGUCCACGCUGCUGCACCAGCUCUCAGAGAGAGUCAGUAAAUCCACCAGUCGGCAGGUGGAGAGGUCGACCCCGCCCGUCAGGAGCAGUCCUGUUUUAAACAUGAAUGUGGACCCUCUCCGCUCCUCCCCUCUGCUGAGCUCCCAGGAACCUCCACACGAAACCAAAACCAGCCUCAGCAGAGACCAAACCACCACAGGUUGCUCUUACUUCUACAGGUGUCACGUGUGCGGCUUCGAGACGGACGGGCGAGCGCUCUUCCAGAGUCACAUGACCGAGCACCGCCAAUGGGAGCACGCCUCCUUCUCGCUGCACUGCUGCGUGUGCGACCACUCGACCAAUCAGGAGGCGGAGAUGAGGGCGCACGCCAACACGCACAUACAGGGGAGCACGGGCGCCAACGGAGACAUGAGAUGUCCCGCCGUUCCCGUCGCCGCCACCUCCAGCAGCGCUCCGUCAGUUGCCGUGGUAACCCAGCAGCCUCCGAGCGGCGCCUCAGAUCACCGCUGCCGCAUCUGCCAGAGGUCGUUUCCAGGGCAACAGGAGCUGCUGGUCCACUUCCAGGGUCAUCGCCAAGGCAACCAGUACCGGUGCGAGCGGUGCGGCCACCUGACGCGCACCGCCAACAAGCUGGUGGAGCACGUGCGCGUGCACACGGGGGAGCGCCCGUUCACCUGCGACCUCUGCCCCUACAGCGCCAAGCGGCGGGACAGCCUGCGCCUCCACUGCAAGGUCAAACACCCGGGAGGCGUGCACACGCACACCUCCUACGCACACGCAGACAAUCAGCGCGCACACAAACACCUGCAGCGGCUGCACACGCCGCCACACGCACACACUGCUGCUCCCUGCGCCUCCUCCUCCUCCUCCUCCUCCUCCUCCUCCUCGCUGCCUCCUCUUCAUCCCUCGCUCUCUGACCGCUCCGGCUGGAGAGAUCUGUCUCCUCUCCUCCCCAUCACCACACUCAUCUCUCUGAAGCCUCGCUCCUCUUCCUCCCUCUGUUUUCGAAGCUUCGAGGUUUCUGGAGGACAGUGA
Centropristis striata (black sea bass) is the source of this 2208-nucleotide messenger RNA. RefSeq names its product zinc finger protein 827-like. The record is from RefSeq and is a predicted model, not a curated record. Gene Ontology annotation, cellular component: nucleus. Gene Ontology annotation, molecular function: RNA polymerase II transcription regulatory region sequence-specific DNA binding; DNA-binding transcription factor activity, RNA polymerase II-specific. Gene Ontology annotation, biological process: regulation of transcription by RNA polymerase II. The transcript has 9 exons. Lineage: Eukaryota; Metazoa; Chordata; Actinopteri; Perciformes; Serranidae. The coding region runs from base 1 to 2208 and encodes 735 amino acids.